CGGGCCCAAGGCAGCCGCGCCGAGGCAGGAUGUUCACGUCCAAGUCCAACUCGGUGUCACCCUCGCCGUCCCUGGAGCAGACUGACUCGGACGCACUGGACAUCAGCACCAAAGUGCAGCUCUACGGUGUGCUGUGGAAGCGGCCUUUCGGGAGGCCGUCAGCCAAGUGGUCCCGGAGGUUUUUCAUCAUCAAAGAAAGCUUCCUUCUUUACUACUCUGAGAGUGAAAAAAAGAACUUUGAAACUAAUAAAUACUUCAAUAUCCAUCCUAAGGGUGUCAUCCCUCUGGGGGGCUGCCUGGUGGAGGCCAAGGAAGAGUCCAGCAUGCCCUAUGCCAUGAAAAUCUCCCACCAGGACUUCCAUGGCAAUAUCUUGCUGGCUGCCGAGUCCGAGUUUGAGCAGACGCAGUGGCUGGAGAUGCUGCAGGAGUCUGGGAAGGUGACUUGGAAGAAUGCCCAGUUGGGAGAAGCCAUGAUCAAAAGCCUGGAGGCCCAGGGGCUGCAGUUGGCCAAGGAGAAGCAGGAGUAUUUAGACAAACUGAUGGAAGAGACUGAAGAACUGUGCCUUCAGAGGGAGCAGAGAGAGGAGCUCGAGCGCCUCAACCAGGUGCUGGAGGCCGAGAAGCAGCAGUUUGAGGAGGUGGUGCAGGAGCUGAAAACGGAGCAAGAACAGAUCAGGAGAGAGCUAGAACUGACCGCAAGAUGCCUCAAGGGUGUGGAGCAAGAGAAAAGGGAGCUGAGGCACUUUACGGAGUCCCUGCAGCAGACGCUGGAGGAACUCUCCAUAGAGAAGAAGAAAACCUUGGAAAUGCUGGAGGAGAAUGAGAACCAGCUGCAGACACUGGCCAAUCCGAGUGAGCAGCCCUCUCCCAGCGGGGGUCUCCAUAGCAACCUCAGGCAGAUUGAGGAGAAGAUGCAGCAGCUCUUGGAGGAGAAGCUUCUGGCGGAGAAGCGGAUGAAGGAGAAUGAGGACCGCUCUCGGGCCCUGGAGGAGGAGCGUGAGUUUUACUCAAGCCAGUCCCAGGCGCUGCAGAACUCGCUGCAGGAGCUGACUGCAGAGAAACAGCAGGCUGAGCGGGAGCUCAAGGCUGAGGUGAAGGUCCGCAUGGACCUAGAAAGGCGUCUGCGGGAGGCAGAGGGGGCCUUGCGGAGCCUGGAACAGGGGCUCAACUCCAAGGUGCGGAACAAGGAGAAGGAGGAGAGGAUGCGUGCUGAUGUGAGCCAUCUGAAAACUGCCCCUGGAUCUUUGCGAAGGGUGGGGCAGGGCAGGAGGGAAGGGUGCAGUGGCACUGCGGCCGCAGGGUUCUUCGAGGAGUGCAUCCGGAACGCUGAGCUGGAGGCCAAGAUGCCGGUCAUCAUGAAGAACUCCGUGUACAUCCACAAGGCAGCCACGCGCCGCAUCAAGAGCUGCCGCUUCCACCGGCGCCGGUCCAGCACCUCCUGGAAUGACAUGAAGCCGUCCCAGUCCUUCAUGACCUCCCAGCUGGACGCCAACAACAUGGAGGAGCUAAAGGAAGUGGCCAGGCGGCUCAGCCGAGACCAGCGCUUCCGAGAAUCCAUCUACCACAUCAUGGCCACGCAGCCCGGUGCCCCGUCUGCGUUUCCCCGGGGCGGAAAGUGAUGGGCGCCUCUCCCCUGCCUGCCAAGCUUUUCUUCCUGGUGGGGGUGAGGCACGGGGACAACCGGGUGGGGUCCUGGCUCCUCUCCUCUCUCCUAGACUGGAAUGCCACCUGCGGGCCAGCCUCAACCUCAAAGGGCAGGAAUGCCACCUUACUCACCCCCUGCCAGGCCCUACCCUUGGGGGUUUCAAUAGGCAGGCGUAGGCAAGCUGGGUGCUGCCUGGUUGUCCCUGGCUGUAUGUGGAGACUUUUUUUGGUUGGGGAGUGGGCAGGCCCACAGCUCUCUCUUGCGCCCACUCCACUGUAUGUCUCUGACCCUGCCUUCCUGUCCCGUCCUCCUGUAUAAAGGCCUCCUAUCCCCACCUUGACACCUGCUCACCCUGCGGUUUUCUAACCUUCUCUUACCUUCUGAGACCCAGAGACACCGUUCAGCCAAGGCCGCUCACUUGUACCACAUCAUAGGAUAGGGAGGAAAAAGAGACGCGGCUCAGCUGCUUGUGGCAUGUGGCACACCACGCUUGCUGUCCCCUUUCCUCGGGUUUGGCCCUGGCUGUGGGACUGCUCACUUGAUCCCCCUUCCGCUGAGCACACCCAUUUGCAGUCUCAGCGCCCAAGAAGGUGAUGAGACCCCCCCCCAUCCCCCCACACGCUGCAUUCCUCCUCAUAUGUACCUAGGGCUUUGGGCCCUGGCUGGGAGCUGGGGCCAGCAGCCACAACUCCCAGGGCUCUCCCAGAGGACAGGUAGCAAGCUCAGGCUCCUGCAUUAUCUGCUGCUGUUCGGCCAUCUACUCCUGCCUCUGGCUGUGGUGGCCCCACUGGUCCAUGGGAUCACAGGUUUCUCCUUCUCAGCUCUGCCUGCUACAGUACCUUAUCACCUCCUUCCCUGCAGCGGUUUUACCCAGUGAAGCAAUGUAACCAGGAACUCUUGAAGAUGGGGGUCUGGACCUGUGAUAAGGCCAGUAGCCACUGGUUGUCCCGUGUACCCUCACCACUGCCCAAGGUGGUCUGUGGGUAUGUGUUUCUCACCAGAGGACAGUCGCUCUUCUCUUAGGCCCACCCUUCAUAGCCACCUGAGUCUGUUGGUCUCUUUGGAAAAGGCAUUUUUUUUUUUACCUGGGAUCCCUGGUGUCUCUGGGUCCUCAGGGUCACUGGUGGUAUUAAAGGUGCUGAUUCUUUGCUGCUUCAAAAACACCGCAAGGAGCCUAAUCUGAGCGGUUAGGCUGCAGGCCCCCCUACCUAUUCUGUGGGAAGGAGAGUGUCACUGACUCAACACAGGCAUGUCCACUGCUUGGCCAGCCAAGGCCAGGAGGGCACGCCUUGCUCUGGGCUGCCUGUUGAAACUACUCAAGGAUGCCUUCAGCCAGGCUCUGCAGAGUCUAGGAAGGUACAGGAGUGGAGACACUUCAGAAUCAAUGCAUCUGAAUGGGACGAGUCUAAAUAUAAAAGCUUUAAUAUGUAUAAACUUGCAUAAACCUGGAACUCAUUUAUCUAACCUGUAUACAGGAUGAACUUUGAAAUGAGGAAGAUUUAUAAAAUCAAGGUUACUGUUUUAUUUUUGUUUUUAAGGAAUUUGAUUUCUUGUGGUUUGCACUUGGAGAAAGAUCUUUUGGAAAUUUUCAAAUGCAUUUUUUCCCCUGGGCAAGCUAUUAACCAGAAAGAAAAGUGCUCUUCCACGAAGUUCACCAAUCCCUACUUCCUUUCCUCCUAUUUCACCCUGUACUUUCCAUGCCUCAGGCAAGUCUGGGUUUUCAACCAUCUGAUCAAUCCUUAUGUAUUUAUUUGUUAAAAACUCACUAUAUACCUAGCAUUGUAAAUAGAAAAAGAGCAACAUAUCUGUAUGAAUGAGAAUGUGUAGGGGUGGGAAUUGCAUACUGGAAAUAAUAUUGAUCUGAUUUUUUUUUUUUAAACAAAGCCCUUAUUCCUUGGCCCAUUAAAUGUGUUUCCUGCAGUAUUGCUUGGUGUGUGGUCAUUGCUAAAGAGAUGUUGCCCCCUGCAGGCCAAGUGUAGAAUUACCGCAUUCCCUGCUCUAUCUUAAUAUGCACAUAGGUUUCUCCAAUGAGGAAGUACUCCCCACUGCUGGACCUCCUGGGAGGGGCUUCUUAAUAAUGAACUGAAAAAUCUGUUGCUACCCUGAGGUUCUGGCUGUUCCCAUGCAACAAGGACUGUCAGAUGAGUUGAGCACUGACCAAUGGGUCAGAAGAGACUGCACAGUGGGAAUAGCCUCAGGGAGUGUGGGUAAAAUCAUAGUAUUUCCAGAACAGCUUGCCUGGCUUUAGUGCAUCUGUGUAUCAACAGGUGUUCCUCAGGGGUGGAGAAAAGUAGUUCAUCUCCAUAUCAUCUGGGCUACUGAGGGCUUAUUUGAACCUGAGAGGUUAGGGAGAGGUCUUGUUUGCUUCUAUCAGAGCAGGAGAAAGAAACAGCCCAGGACCACAGUUUGUAAGCAAUAAUGGGUUUUAAACUUUAUUUCUCCCUUUGACUGAUUAUGGUUUUAGAGGAAUUUUGCCCUGGAUUUCCUCUCACAGGAGUUUCAGGGAGACAAAGGAUACCUUUCUGGGGCCUGCUAGUUUCAGAAUCCCCACUGGAAACUGUCAUGUUUGCUUGCUCUGAUGAGGAGCUCAUGCUUUUGGUUUGUAAUCAUAAGGGAGAAUGAGAAAUAGUGAUGACUGGAUUCUCCUCCUGUUUGCUUUGUUAUCUCUCCAUUCAUGGAUGAUCUAUCAUGCCCAGGAUUGCCCUGGUCUGUGCUGUCCCCAGCAUAAUUGUUAAUGGCUCCCACGUUGUUAUCACAAACAUCCCAGUUUGGAUGAUAAUUCUGUGGUCAUUCUGAUUGUAAAUUUUUUCCCCCAGUGAUAUGUUAAUGCGUGAGGCAAGAGAUUUGUAAAAAUUUUGGUUCUGUCCCUGCCCAGCAAACCGACUCUCGGAAUGAUCCACUGUCUGUAUUUGUCUCUAGAGGAAUGUAAUUACACACACACACACGCCCCCAUCUCCAGCCUAUCCCACCCAGCUCAGCUUGACCUGGGCAGCCUGUGGGUGCCCAGGUGUUGUCUGAGUGAAAUUUGGAGCCCACAAUGAACAGUGAUGGUGAAACAGAAAUUUGCUCAGGUCUCAGGGAGCCAACCAAGGAUGUGUCUAAUUUGGUCUAUGGGUAGUUAUUAAACACAUCAGACAAAGGGACUGCCCUGCAGUCCUCUGAUAAAGGCCAGCAGCCCCUGGGAAACCUGCACUUCUGUAAUGGACCAGGAUGAAACGCUCAGACCCCCAGGCUGCUGCACGGGCUCCCUGGAGACAAACUUUAAGUCUUGGACUCUUUGGGGGAAAUCUACUGACUUAUCUUGCUCCACCCCUGGUGAGUAAGGGAGAAAAGGUGUUCUUUCUUUUGUUUUUAAAAAUUGAGGUACAUACAAUAAAAUGCACAAUCUUAGCACCUUGAUGAAUCUUCACACAUGUAUACACACAUAACCAUCAUCCUGAUCAAGAUAUCAAAAAUUCUCAAUUUUCUAAUUUUCCCCAUCUCCCUACCCCCCUUCCCUAAGGCAACCACCAGUCUGUUUUUUGUAUC
Molecule: messenger RNA, 5173 nt
Organism: Manis javanica (Malayan pangolin)
Lineage: Eukaryota; Metazoa; Chordata; Mammalia; Pholidota; Manidae
Source: RefSeq, a predicted model, not a curated record